GUCAGGCGAUCAACUCCACCCCCUCCACUCCCGUGCUGUUGAGAAAUCUACCCAGAUUCUCAUCGGUGAGGUUCAUCCCGAAGCCUGUUCCUCCGCUUCGACACUGAGGCGAAACAACAGCGUUUAAACUGCUGGUAGAUACCUGAGUUUUGUCUGUACUGUUUCAGCUUGAAAAGAGCUUCCUCUGUCUUCCAUCAGCAGGAAGAGAAGACAGACUGUGAACAAACCUCGUCAUGAACUGGGCAUUCCUCCAGGGCCUCCUCAGUGGGGUGAAUAAGUACUCCACAGCCUUCGGCCGAGUUUGGCUCUCUAUCGUCUUCCUCUUCAGGGUCAUGGUGUUUGUGGUGGCGGCGGAGAAGGUAUGGGGCGACGAACAGAAAGACUUCAAAUGCAACACGGCUCAGCCUGGGUGCCACAAUGUCUGCUACGACCACUUCUUCCCUGUCUCCCACGUCCGCCUGUGGGCCCUGCAGCUGAUCUUCGUCACCUGCCCCUCUCUCUUGGUGGUGAUGCACGUAGCCUACAGGGACGACAGGGAGCGGAAACACCGGCUCAAGUACGGCGAGAACUGCCGCCGCCUCUACCAGAACACGGGCAAGAAGCGUGGGGGCCUGUGGUGGACCUAUGUCCUUACUUUGGUCUUCAAAAUAGGUGUGGACGCCACCUUCGUCUACCUCCUGUACCACAUCUAUGAGGGUUAUGACUUCCCCUCGCUCAUCAAGUGCGAACAGAAGCCGUGUCCCAACAAGGUGGACUGCUUCAUCGCUCGGCCCACCGAGAAACGAAUCUUCACCAUCUUCAUGGUGGUCACCAGCCUGGCAUGCAUCUUCCUCUCUGUCUUAGAAAUCCUCUACCUGGUUGGGAAACGCUGCCGUGAAUGUUUCAGCUCAGUCCAAAACUCUCGCCAGGUCAUGACCAACACACUGUCCAGCGGAAGCAACUUGAUGGACUCAAACAAUCUAAAGGGGACGUGCAAAUCCACCCCUGAAACACCUGCUCCUUCAUACAGCGUCGCCAUAUCUUGAGAUAACGACAAUAAAGGCAAAGACUUAAUUAAGAACAAUGUCAUGGGAAAGGAAAUGUGCCUCUCCCCCCUCCACAUGCACUUCCCUCAUAGACUUGUCAGCAGACAUUUGUGUGCUCAGACUCUGCUAGGAACUGCUACUGAGGUAGUUCUUUACUGUUAUAAUGUUCACUGUCAGAGAAAUCCUGGACCACGAUGCAUAUGUGUCAUAGAUCUGGAAUGUGCUCACGAUUGUGGGUUCGGGUCGGAGUAUUUACAGAGACUUUUGUACAGACGAAGUUCUGCAGCCCUGGCAGACAAAAUCUAGUUUGUGUGAUUCAGAAUUAGCCUUGAAACCAGCUAUGAGUCACUCCAUGGUUAGGAGAUGGUUUUACAAACACAUGUGGUUUUCUGUGUAAAGUUUUCCUCCUGCUCUGCGCCCAACCCUGAAAUACUUAGUUCAGGCUGUUCAACGUCUUUUCCCUUCACUCACAUGUUUACAUUUGACUCUUGUGAAUACUUUAUUUAUCAAAAAGGUUUGAAAGAUACUGCUGUUGUGCGUGUUGCUGUUCUGACCUGUUUUUAAAGUGCUUCCUGUAUACAGGGAGGAGAGAGUGAUGAAGUCCAAAUGCAGUGUUGUAAACACAGUUGUUAAUAAUAUCAGGAUGUCUCACAGUGCUGAGGUGCAGUGUGGCUGCACAGAUGUUAAUAAUAUUUUUCAUUAAAGAUGAUAUUUUCAUGUUUUGAAA
This is a messenger RNA of Epinephelus fuscoguttatus (brown-marbled grouper), 1752 nucleotides long. RefSeq names its product gap junction protein beta 10 (gene gjb10). Gene Ontology annotation, biological process: cell communication. Lineage: Eukaryota; Metazoa; Chordata; Actinopteri; Perciformes; Serranidae. The coding region runs from base 234 to 1025 and encodes 263 amino acids. Gene Ontology annotation, cellular component: connexin complex. The record is from RefSeq and is a predicted model, not a curated record. The transcript is spliced from 2 exons.